CAGAGAGUCCCAAUAUAAACAAACCUCCUCCUACACACGACCCUCUGUGUUACAGAGACAUUAGAAGCCUUUGACUCCUCUCUCUCUCCUCUCUCUCUCUGUGAGCCUCUAGUCUCUUCCUUGUUCAACCGUCCUUAGAAUUUUGUCACCGCCAUGUCUCCUGUGCUAAGCUCUCAAGGUCUGGUCUUAGCAACCGCCAUGGCUAUCUCUAGCACCCUCGUCUUUCUUGCUUUCUCCAGAAAACAAACCCUCCCAGAACCCCAGAACGCAACAAAGCAAAGUUCUACUCUGCGGUCUUGCUUGUCUUCAGGUGAUAAGAAGAGGGAUGGAAAGAAAAAGAAAGUGCGUUUUGCUGAGAAUGUUGAGGAGGAAAAGAUGGUAGAGAGAGUUAUGGAGUCGUCGUCGUCGUCUAAAAGAGUCGAAAAAAGUUGCAGAAACCAAAUUCCUCAGAAUCGAGUUGCCUUGUACAAUGGAAUUCGUAGAGACCGGGUGCAGAGGAUGGCGUGUUCAUAUUGAAUACUGAUUACCACAGAAAGUCUUUGAUUUUUCUUGAUUUUCUUGGUUGGUUUCUUCGCUGGUACAGCAAGACUGAAAUUUUUUGGUCUUUCUGUGGUUGUAGAUUCUGCUUUUACUUUUCUUAUUUUUCCAAAUGUGGUCUGUGAAUACAAUGAACUUUGUUC
Molecule: messenger RNA, 680 nt
Organism: Rosa rugosa (rugosa rose)
Lineage: Eukaryota; Viridiplantae; Streptophyta; Magnoliopsida; Rosales; Rosaceae
Exons: 2
Coding region: 154-516 (120 amino acids)
Source: RefSeq, a predicted model, not a curated record